UUGACAGUCAGUGACGUUUGACGGGAGUCCAUCAGCUCAGUGGCCGUUGAUGGACCACCCCUAUGAAGAAACAGGGUUACAAUGGGACAGAGUACCUCGGAACAAGAGGUCCAAGCAGACAACCCCGAGGGGUUUAAUAACAUCAAGACAUUGGUGGAAGAGGAACUACAGACGAGCAUGAUGGUGGGGAUGGUGAUUGGUGCUGGAAUCGCCAUAGUCCUCAUCGCCAUCCUCAUCUUCUUCAUCUUGCGGCGGAUCCAGCUUCGAAACCUAGAAGCCCAGGAGGCCCCCAAAUACCGCUUUCGCAAGAGGGACAAAGUCAUGUUCUAUGGGCGAAAGAUCAUGCGUAAAGUUUCUCAGUCUACCUCUUCCCUCGUGGGUACAUCCUCCUCCUCUCGGCCACGCCUGAAAAAGAAGCAGAAGAUGCUCAACAUUGCCAAAAAGAUCCUGCGCUUUAAGAAGGAGGUACCCAUCCUGCAGGCCAAGGAGCCCCCUCCCUCAGUGCUGGAGGCGGACCUCACAGAGUUUGAUGUGGCCAACUCUCACCUCCCCUCUGAGGUGCUCUACAUGCUUAAAAAUGUCCGUGUGCUGGGUCACUUUGAGAAACCCCUCUUCCUGGAGUUGUGCAAACACAUGGUGUUUCUGCAGUUCCAACAAGGGGAGUACGUCUUCAGGCCAGGCCAACCUGACAGCAGCAUCUACGUGGUUCAGGAUGGAAAACUAGAAUUGUGCCUUACUGGAACGGAUGGCAAAGAAAAUGUGGUGAAAGAGGUUUACCCAGGAGACAGUGUCCACAGUCUCCUCAGCAUCCUGGAUGUCAUCACAGGCCACCAGAAGCCUUACAGAACGGUGUCAGCACGGGCUGCAGAGGUUUCCACUGUUCUCCGUUUACCUGUAGAGGCCUUCCUCUCUAUAUUUGAGAAGUACCCUGAGAGCCUGGUACGGGUUGUACAGAUUAUCAUGGUUCGUCUCCAAAGAGUAACAGUGCUUGCCCUGCACAACUAUCUGGGUCUCACAAAUGAGCUCUUCAGCCAUGAAAUGCAACCCUCUCGUCUGCCACCGCCAUCUCCCCACCCAACUCGUACUAGUCCCAUCCGCCACGGCAAGCGCUUUGGCAGCCUGACAGUGCCUGAGGAGCAUCGGGAAGCUGCCAUUAAGGGUGAAGCCGCAGGAGGAGAACAAGGGAAGGAUGGAGCAACAGUGCCAACUCUUAGCAGGACCAUCUCCAUGCCUGUGGAUAUUGCUGGUAUACAGAAAAGUCUAAGAUCAGACUUUGACAUGGCAUAUGAAAGGGGACGGAUAUCUGUUUCUGCAGAGGAUGGCAACACUCCUCCAACCUUUAGUCGGUCUGUAUCUCAGGACCAGCGAGAGAGGAAGGUGACAGUGGAUGAUGUUCCCUCAGGGAUUUACCUGUAUCCAGAGGAAGAGCCGGGAGUGGACAAUAUUUUCACACCUGUAUCCAGUCGAUCCAGUACUGCUUUGUUUGAGGAAGCUCAGAAAGAGAUCCUCAAGCUCAUGAAGAUUGAGGACCCCUCCUUGUUAAACGGGAGAGUGACUCUGCACCAUGCAAAAGCUGGAGCUGUCUUAGCCAGACAGGGAGACCAGGAUGUUAGUCUGCACUUUGUCCUGUCUGGUUGUUUGCAUGUCUACCAACGGAUGAUCAAUAAGCAAGAUGCUGUCUGCUUGUUUGUCACCCACCCGGGGGAGAUGGUGGGCCAGCUCGCUGUGCUGACCGGAGAGCCCCUCAUCUUCACCAUCAAGGCAAUUCGAGACUGCACUUACCUCAAGAUCUCAAAGUCAGAUUUUUAUGAGAUCAUGAGGGAGCAACCCAGUGUGGUGCUGAGUGCAGCGCACACAGUGGCCAUCCGUAUGUCUCCAUUUGUCAGGCAAAUGGACUUUGCCAUUGACUGGAUGGCUGUGGAGGCUGGCAGAGCCCUCUACAGACAGGAUGACCAGUCAGACUGCACCUACAUUGUUCUAAAUGGACGUCUGCGUUCAGUCAUCCGCAAGGCAAAUGGCAAAAAAGAACUAGUUGGGGAAUAUGGCAGAGGAGACCUUAUUGGAGUGGUUGAGGCCUUGACCAAACAGCCAAGAGCCACCACUGUCCAUGCUGUGAGAGACACAGAGCUGGUCAAACUGCCUGAGGGGACGCUCAACAACAUCAAAAGACGAUAUCCCCAGGUGGUGACAAGGUUGAUCCACUUGUUAGGCCAGAAAAUUCUGGGGAACCUGCAGCAGGGUCGCGGGCCAUUCUCAGGUUCAGCCCUGAGUCUACCCAGUAUGACAGCCAGUGCUGAUGUAACCAAUCCCGCCAGCAACCUCUCCACUGUGGCUGUGCUGCCUGUAUGUGAUGAGGUUCCGAUCAACGCGUUCAACCUGGAGCUCAGCCAUGCCCUCAGUGCCAUCGGGCCCACUCUGCUAUUAACCAGUGACAUAAUCAGAGAGCGACUGGGUGCUUCUGCUUUGGACAGUAUCCAUGAGUACCGUCUAUCCGGCUGGCUGGCCCAGCAGGAGGACAUCAAUAGGAUUGUCCUGUACCAGACUGACAAUAGCAUGACCCCGUGGACUCAGCGCUGCAUCCGCCAGGCAGAUUGUAUCCUCAUCGUUGGCCUGGGUGACCAGGAACCUGCCUUGGGAGAGUUGGAACAGAUGUUGGAAAACACAGCAGUUCGGGCUCUGAAGCAGCUGAUCCUUCUACACAAAGAGGACGGUCCCGGCCCCUCCAGGACAGUCGAGUGGCUCAACAUGCGUAGCUGGUGCUCCGGACAUCUUCACCUCAAGUGUCCGCGCAGGGUCUUUUCCAGACGCAGCCCCACUAAAUUGAGGGAGGUGUAUGAAAAGGUGUUUGAGAAAACCGCAGACAGGCACAGUGAUUUCUCUCGGCUGGCCCGAGUCCUGACAGGAAACAGCAUCGCCCUGGUGUUGGGAGGAGGUGGAGCAAGAGGCUGCUCUCAUGUUGGUGUUAUCAAAUCUAUGGAGGAAGCAGGGAUUCCUAUUGACAUAGUUGGUGGGACCUCGAUCGGCUCAUUCAUUGGUGCACUGUACGCCGAGGAGAGGAGUGCCGUUAGAACCAAGCAGAGAGCGAGAGAGUGGUCAAAGGCAAUGAACUCAGUAUUUAAAACAGUCCUGGACCUGACCUAUCCCAUCACUUCCAUGUUCUCUGGAUCUGCCUUCAACACCAGCAUCUACAAAGUGUUUCAGGACAAGCAAGCUGAAGAUCUGUGGUUGCCAUACUUCAACGUCACCACUGACAUCACUGCAUCAGCCAUGCGUGUUCAUCAGGAUGGUUGCGUCUGGCGCUAUGUUAGAGCCAGCGCCUCCUACACCCCCUAUUUACCUCCCCUCUGCGACCCCAAGGAUGGCCACUUGCUUGUGGAUGGUUGCUAUGUUAACAAUGUCCCAGCGGACAUUGCGAGGAACAUGGGUGCCAGAACAGUCAUUGCCAUUGACGUGGGUAGCCAAGAUGAGACCGACCUCUGUAACUAUGGGGACUGUCUGUCUGGCUGGUGGUUACUGUGGAAACGAAUCAAUCCUUGGGCAGAGAAAGUAAAGGUGCCAGACAUGGCUGAGAUCCAGUCUCGGUUGGCCUACGUGUCGUGCGUGCGGCAGUUGGAGUUGGUGAAGAAGAGUGCCUACUGUGAGUACAUCAGACCACCCAUCGACCGCUUCAAGACCAUGGACUUUGGCAAGUUUGACGAGAUCUAUGAUGUGGGCUUCCAACACGGCAAGCUGGUGUUCACCGGCUGGGCUCGAGGUGAUAUCAUCAAGAACAUGCUGAAGGAUCACCGCUCAGCCGACUACAACGACAGCAAGAUACCUGACUCUUGCACGUGUUCAGGAGCUGACUUCACGGACCUUGCAGAGAUUGUGUCCAGGAUAGAGCCUGUCCAAAGCUACGUUGCUGCAGAUGCGGAAGAGUCAGACUGUCUGACUGAGUACGAGGAGGAUGGGAUGGACACUGUGAGAGAGGAGGAGGGGGAGGAAGAGGAGGAAGAGGCAGAUGACCCUGAGGACCACUCCCCUGGAGAGUGGGGCCAGAAUGGAGUCUUCCAGACUGAUGAGGAGAAAUCUGUGAGGCAACGCAGGAAACUCACCAGUGACUCCAACACCUCAGAAGUCUCUGACUGCUGACAGCAGGCCAUGGAGGACUAAGAGCAGUAUAAACAAGAUCAAGGGCCAAAUUACGAAUCCAUAAAUUGUCAAGGCGAGGGACUUGGACAUCACACUCAGCUCCUGUAACUUCUGAAGCUCUAAAAUACUGUUUUUUUGUUGGGUUUUUUUUGGAGGGAAUCACUGUUCAUCCUCUAAACUGCUGAACCCUUUUCUUUGACUGUAUCAAGUGGCUUCCUCUUCCCUCUCAAACUGGUUUCAGCUGUUCUCAUUCUGACUGCAUUGUCAAAUAACAAAUACUGUUCAUGUGGGCUCUUUGAAAGUUUACCCUACCCACUGUUGCUCCCUCAGCCAGAAACCCUGCCUGCCAACUCUAAAGCCCAAUGGAACCUUCCCUCUCCCUGCUAACCAACACAAGAAAACAGGGACACCUACAAUGUUUAAGUCACUUUCCCAGCUUCAUAUGGCCACAAAGACACCUCCUGCAUGUCCCAUCUGUCUCUGAAUCUUUACAUACGUUUCUAAUGUCAGUAUGGCUUCAUUGCACUCCAUUAUUGACACGUCCACAGUCCGUUCAUUUCUCAAAUGUAUUUGUCCAGAUGAGUGUGUGUAUGCCUGUUGGGUGUGCCUGUGCAUUAGGACGACUGUUUGGUUCCCACUUGAAAAGAUGCAUUGAAAUAAUAGCAGGGCAGUGAAAAGAGGAGUAGGGCAUACACCUAGUUGAGCUGUAGUUUUAUACGAAUUAGGUAAGUUUAGUGUAGAUGUCAAAUAGGGGAAGCUACACGAGGAGUAUAUGUAGAUACCAAAGUAGAGUUUAUGUUGAAUAAACAGAGGCAGGGCGGGUGAUUAAAAUGUAGAGAUAUUUAAAGAAUCAGAUGUAUUUGGGCUUCAGAAAGAUGAGGUAGAAAGAUUUUUUAAAUGUGGAAAACUAAGCAAGAAGAUUUAGGGUGUAGAAAAGGAAAAAGACGGACCAGUGAGUAAACUGUUUUAAUUUUGAUUUAAUUUAUUUAAAAAGUCACGCACAAUAGAUUAGAGUGAGCUUGAUUUGUUGUAGGUAGACUAAACUGAAAAGGAGAUGAAGAGAAUGUUUAAUGGAACAUGAAUGAAGGAUGAAUGAGUUGAUCUCAGUGAGUGGAUGACAGUUGUGUCUGCUUGCUUGAUACUGUGUGUUUCUGCCGUUUCAUUUAAAAUGAUGCCAGACUAAGACAAUGCCUUUUCAACCGGUGUUUGAUGCACUCUCAGUGACAGCGGAGAAGAGAGCGAGCGAUCAUUCGACUGACACAACACAACAAAACAGUGCGUUACCCUCUGCUUUCGAAGUCACAUGUAAAACACUCAGGGUUUCUGCAUUUACAGAAACAGACAUAAGAAGAAACAUCCUCCGCUAAGACAUGAUACGGUAUACAUGAGAAUUUAUCUCAGACUGUACAGAAAAAAACAUCCCAACAAAUUAUUGUCGAAAAAUGAAGUCAAUUUGAAGUGAAUGCUACACAGAAACCCGGAGUAAUCCUAAACUUCAACUGGAAACUCACCUUAUGUAACUAACAGUUUAAUUAAUAUGGACCUCUUGUAGAAAGUGUAACAGGAUUAUAUUAUAAUAAACACAUUGUUGAUAUUCAUAUAUGUAUAUGAGGUGGAAAUUUGUAAGUUGAUGCUUUGCUGCAAAACAAGGGAACCAACAUCUAAACAAAAAAAGGGUUUCUUCUCUUAAAAUGUUUUUUGUUCUCUGGUGUGCCAGAUUUGCUUUUUGUUCUUUAUUUAUACAUGUUAACCACUGGGUUUUUGUUUUUUUAAAACUGUUUUUCUUUUUUUAAUUGGGGGGUGGGGAGUGUCUUAUUUUAAUUAACUUGCUUUAGCUGUUUUGCACUGAAAUAUUUGAAGUAUUCCUGGCUCAGAAGAUGUUUGAUUUUUAAUAACCAUUCACCUUGAGAUGCCAAAGGAAACUCCAUAUAAAAAGAGAUCAUUUAAUAUGCAUAUUUGAAAAAAUAAAUAUAAUAUGCAUCAUGUCCUGUGG
Scomber japonicus (chub mackerel) is the source of this 6124-nucleotide messenger RNA. RefSeq names its product patatin-like phospholipase domain containing 6 (gene pnpla6). The transcript has 36 exons. Gene Ontology annotation, biological process: phosphatidylcholine metabolic process. Gene Ontology annotation, cellular component: endoplasmic reticulum. Bases 82 to 4131 code for a protein of 1349 amino acids. Gene Ontology annotation, molecular function: phosphatidylcholine lysophospholipase A1 activity. Lineage: Eukaryota; Metazoa; Chordata; Actinopteri; Scombriformes; Scombridae. The record is from RefSeq and is a predicted model, not a curated record.